UAAACAAUGGACUCUAGGAAUUUGGGAAUAGGAAUAAUAUUCUUGAUCGAGAAUACAGUUGGAUUUCUGGGAAAUGUCUCUUUCCUUUCCUACUACCUAGUUAUUUGUAAUAAGAAACAUAAAAUAAAGCCCUUGGAUUUAAUUCUUAUGCAUCUCAUCAUGGUUAACCUCUUGAUUAUUCUCUCCAAAGGAAUGGGAAACACAAUAACAAUUUUUAGCUUGAAACAUUUCUUCAAUGAUUGGAGCUACCAACUUUUUAUUUAUGUGAUAAGAGUUUUCAGAAGCAUGUCCAUUGCCACCAUCUUCCUCUUGAGUGUCUUCCAGUCUAUCAUCAUCAGUCCUAGAAACUCCUUUUGGAAGAACCUUAGAGUCAAAUCUUCCAAGGAUGUAGGUCUCUACAUUUCUCUAAGCUGGGUCUUGUCCAUCAUGAUAAAUGUUCUUUUACCUUUGUACAUGUACAUAAAAUCAAGACGGAAAAACAUAACAAAAGAGAUAGAUUUUGAACACUAUAGUGUUGUAGAUAAUGACAAAAUCUCAGUCUCCUUAUAUAUAGCUUUAUCAGUGUUUCCUGAACUCUUAUUUUCUGUCCUCAUUACCUGUUCCAGCAGCUCAAUGAUUGUCAUUUUGUAUAGGCACAAACAGCGAAUUCAACACAUACGCAACACUUGUGCUUUCCAUGGUAACUCCCCAGAGUCUAGAGCCACUCAGAGCAUACUUGUUCGAGUGUUCACCUUUCUGGUUAUUUAUACCCUCUCUACUAUUUCACAUGGUUGCAAUGCUGUAUUGUCUGGUCAAAAUUGGUGGCUUGUGAAGAUCACAGUCAUUAUAAGUUUGUGUUUUCCCACUUUGAGCCCUUUUGUACUUAUGAGUCAAUCCUCCCCUCUCUGUAGACUGUUCUUUCUCUGGAUAAAGCAUACAGAAUCAUCUAAUGUUAUUGUUACUAUAUAA
Messenger RNA from Myodes glareolus (Bank vole), 948 nucleotides. Its product is annotated as vomeronasal type-1 receptor 4-like. Gene Ontology annotation, biological process: G protein-coupled receptor signaling pathway. Gene Ontology annotation, molecular function: pheromone receptor activity. Lineage: Eukaryota; Metazoa; Chordata; Mammalia; Rodentia; Cricetidae. The record is from RefSeq and is a predicted model, not a curated record. Gene Ontology annotation, cellular component: membrane.